Molecule: messenger RNA, 3139 nt
Organism: Polychytrium aggregatum
Lineage: Eukaryota; Fungi; Chytridiomycota; Chytridiomycetes; Polychytriales
Exons: 31
Coding region: 77-2920 (947 amino acids)
Biological process (GO): proteolysis
Molecular function (GO): calcium-dependent cysteine-type endopeptidase activity
Source: RefSeq, a predicted model, not a curated record
CCAGCAUCCCCUGGUGAGCCCAGCAUAUCCCGGCGUCUCCAGCGUCCAGGACACUCAAGUGCGCACGAUCGUCGACAUGGAGGAGCGCUUUGCAGUUUCGUCCGAGUCUCAGCCGGCCCCGCCGCAGACCCGCUCGCUCAAGGAGAUGUACAAGGAGGCCUUCCGUCUCGCAAACAUGGCCGUCGCUGCCGAUCAGGCUGGCGAUAUGGGUUUGGCGACGACCUUGUACAAGGAGACUGUCGAGCUUCUCAUCGAGAUCUACGAAGGAGAAAAGCCCGAGGACAAGAAACAAAAGGCUCUGUCGAGGGCAAACGAGUACGUCUCGAGGCUCGAGACUCUCAAGAGCAUGGGGAAAUGGACCAAGAGCAGACCCUCGGCCACGCCGCUCGAGCACAUCUGCCAGCAAGCGCAGUUUGCUUACGAGCAAGCCACGGAGCUGGACCAGUCCGAGAGCUUUGACGAAGCCGAGCAGUCGUACCUGGUCGCCAUACAGAUAUACCAGAAGGCAAUCGAGAUGGGCCCCGACAGUCCUGUCCUGAGUGAUUUAGUCAAGCGGCUCGAGAAUCUCCAGAAACGAGCCGCCGAGCUGGCACUGAACCGCGUUGUGGUCGAUCGCCUGGGCUCGCUGAUGGUCUCCACCACCCUGCCGGUAUCUCGGCAUGCACCGCCGGGGAGUGAAGGCCCAACUCGCCUCUCCGAAGCCGAGUUGGAGGUCAUCAAGGGCUCGUCCGUAGUCAACGGCCGGAUCUAUCCGCCCUGGCUCGAGACCGACAAAAAGGAACGCUUUGCCUUUUCCAGGGCUUUCGAGGACCCCGACGGCCUCCUGGCCAUGUCGGAUCAGCAGAUCGACAAAGCCGCGGUCUGGAAACGACCGGCCGAGUUCAUGUCCAAGCCGACGAUCUUCUCGUUCAUCUCCGGCACGACCCUCAUCCAGGACACCAUCACGGACUGCUCAUUUGUGUCCUCGCUCAGUGUCGCUGCCAAUUACGAGCGCAACUUCAAGGAAAAGCUCAUCACCAGCUGCAUCUUCCCACAAGAUAAAGACGGGAGACCCAUCUACAAUCCCUCUGGCAAGUAUCUCAUCCGACUGAGAUUCAAUGGCGUCGAAAGAAAGAUAGUUGUGGACGAUCUUCUACCUGUCGUCGGCGACAGUGCGCUGGCGUGCACGUACUCGACAAACAAGAACGAGCUGUGGGCCAGCCUGAUCGAGAAGGCCUACAUGAAGCUCGCUGGUGGAUAUACCUUCCCAGGAUCCAACUCGGGCAUCGACCUCUAUGCUCUGACCGGCUGGACGCCAGAGCAUCUCUUUAUCAACGAUGCUUCAUUCGACCAUGAGAAGCAGUGGAAGGCCCUCUACAAUGGCCAUGACAAGGGCAACAUCCUUGUGACCAUUGCCACGGGAACCUACACCGAAGAACACGAUACCAUGGGGCUCGUUCCCGCGCACGCUUAUGCUGUUCUCAAGAUCAAAGAAGUGCUCGGCCACCGCCUGCUCCAGGUCAAAAACCCAUGGAGCCACAAGCGAUGGAAAGGACCCUUCUCGCAUAUGGACCAUGUCCGCUGGACCGACGAUCUCAAGCACGCCCUCAACUACGACCAGCUCGGUGCACGUCAGAUCGAUGACGGGCUGUUCUGGAUCGACUUUGAGUCGGUGUGCCGAUACUUUGAGUGUAUCCACAUCAACUGGAAUCCCAAGCUCUAUGCCUACAAGCAAAGCACCCAUUUCACAUGGUCUCUCGGCCAGGGCCCGUACCGAGACCGGUACAAUCUGGCCCUGAAUCCGCAGUACUGCCUCAAAGUCAACAACUCUACUACCGAGCCUGUGGAGGUUCUCAUUCUCCUCACCAAGCACGUCACUCGCUUGGAAGACAACACCGACUUUAUCGCUGCCCAUGUGUUCGGCAACGGCAAGAAGAAGCGCAUCUACUAUCCAUCCAAUACGGUGCACAAGGGCGUGUAUAUGAACAGCCCGCACAAUCUGGUCCGCCUUAUGAUCAAUCCAGGCCCGCACGCCUAUGGAAUCGUCAUUUCACAGCACCGCCAGACGCAGGCCCUCAGCUUCAGCCUGAAGGUCCAGAGCCUCUUGCCGUUCUCGAUGACGACCAUCUCCGACCCUCCGGGCACGCUGGAGCAGCAGGUGACCGGUAACUGGGAGGACGAGAAUGCCGGCGGAUCGAUCAGCCACUGGACACACAUGAACAAUCCCAACUACCGCGUCUCGAUUCCUGAAGCCACCUCGAUGGUGGUGAUGCUGGAAGGGCCAAACGACGUCCCGAUCAACAUCAAGAUCCUGCGUGGAGGGCAGCGAGCGGCGCACAUCACGAGCUCCAGCGACAUUGUUGUGUCGUCUGGCGACUACCGCCAUGGAUUCUGCUACCUUGAGCUUGCAAACAUCAACGCGGGCGAGUACACCCUCAUUCCGUCAACCUUUUCGCCGGGACAAAAGGGGCUCUACGUGCUCACGUUCAAGACCAAAUGCCCGUUGACGAUCACGCCGAUCCCGCUCGAGGGCCAUGGCAUGAUCAAGCGAGUGUUCAAGUCUCAAUGGAUCCCCGAUGUCAACGCCGGAGGCAACUCACAGAGCCCCAACUAUCACAAGAACCCAAAGCUCAUUUUGCGGGCCACGAAGCCGAUGAUGUUCAAGACUCGACUCAUCGUCCCAAACGGCAAGCCGCCGCUGCCAUGGAUCAACGCCGCUGUGUUUGUCCACGACCGACAGGCCGAGCAUGGCCUGGGAGCCGAGAUCGCCAACUCGGGCCCGUACGCCCAGCUCGCCCAGGGCGUGUCGAUGCACUUUGCCGUCCCAGCCAGCCAACACGAAUGCAUCGUUCUCUUUGCGACAUGGGAGCCGCAGGCAUCGCCGUUCGAGUGGUGGGUUUACACCGACAGCGACGAGUACGAGAUUGUCGAAGUUCGAUAGAACGUUCCGGCUGCAACAAGGUGGGCUUGCCCUGUUGUACUCUGGUGCGACUGUGCAGACCGCGGUGGCAGCACGGCACAAGACGAUGGCUGUGGACGCAAACGCCGCUUGGUGGCCGUGGCGCUUGUUGGUUCUGGCAAAACUGGGCGGGGGGGUAUUGUGCUGAAGAAGAAGAAAACAUUGAACUGCAGCGCAACACGACCGAAUCGAGAGCGAGCG